This is a messenger RNA of Ceratitis capitata (Mediterranean fruit fly), 837 nucleotides long. It is a transcript of the gene mRpS10, whose product is annotated as 28S ribosomal protein S10, mitochondrial. NCBI's taxonomy places the organism in Eukaryota, Metazoa, Arthropoda, Insecta, Diptera, Tephritidae. Gene Ontology annotation, cellular component: mitochondrion; mitochondrial small ribosomal subunit. The transcript is spliced from 4 exons. The record is from RefSeq and is a predicted model, not a curated record. Bases 222 to 755 code for a protein of 177 amino acids.
AUUGAACUCAUAUGAAAAAUUCGAGUAGUUCAAAUCGACAUUUUCUAUGUUCAAAUCUGCUAUCAAAUUUGGUUCGUAUUGUCUUCCUAAACAAAGUGUAGUCAUACUAUAAGAAUUAAUACUUCUAAUGCCGCUGCGAAAAAAAACAACAAAACCAGAACAGCUGCUUACUUACAUAACCUAUGCCAAUUGAUUAAAAACAAAAUAUUUUCAAGUUUGUAAUGUCGGCUUUACGAAAUUUGUUCACACAGCGCGCCUCUACCGGUUUAUCUCUGCACAGGCUCACAUCUGCGUUAUAUAGUACAAAUGCUUCUGCUGGUAGUACAGUGGUGACACAGAACGUUGCAUCUCCUGCCGCUAAUGUAGCAGCUGUCGAGAAGGAUAAACUUUUUAGCAAAUUAGAAAUCGAAUUACGUGGCGUAGAUCCAGCAGUGUUAAAAAGUUAUGCAUGGUUUGCCACAACAGCAGCAAGUCAUUUGAAUAUUGAAACUGGAAAGUGUUGGGCCGAGCGUAAACCGUAUCAUGACCGUCUAACUCUACUAAAAUCGGUGCAUAUUUAUAAGAAACAUCGAGUGCAAUAUGAAGUGCGCACAUACUUUAGAUACCUAAAUUUCCACAAACUUACCGGUUCGACGUUGGAUACCUUCUUGGAAUACAUUGAGCGUAAUUUACCGGAAGGAGUAGCAUUGAAUGCAACGAAAACAGAGAUACAAGAAAUACCAGAACACUUAAGACAACCACCAAAUGAAAUUUAAAGCUUCAAUGUAUUAGUUAUAUUGUAAUCCAUUUGUACCAUAAUUUAUGGAUAAAUAUACUAUAAGAUAAUUGUAAACAUAA